Molecule: messenger RNA, 3959 nt
Organism: Lethenteron reissneri (Far Eastern brook lamprey)
Lineage: Eukaryota; Metazoa; Chordata; Hyperoartia; Petromyzontiformes; Petromyzontidae
Product: zinc finger protein 883-like
Biological process (GO): regulation of transcription by RNA polymerase II
Cellular component (GO): nucleus
Molecular function (GO): DNA-binding transcription factor activity, RNA polymerase II-specific; RNA polymerase II transcription regulatory region sequence-specific DNA binding
Source: RefSeq, a predicted model, not a curated record
AUUGCGUUGUACUUUAUGAAUCCCUAAUCUCUGCCGUUACAUACUAUGAAACAAGAAAGGUAAAAAAGAAAAAACAGAGCAAUGUAUUACAAUACACUAUUAGACGUUAUUGUAUCAAAUAAAACAAAGUCCAUCCCAUGUGCUAGUGAACUUAAAAAAAUAUUUUAGGGAGGAAAUGGCAGGAAAAUAGUUUUGAAAUUUAGAUAUUUUUCUGGGGGGGGCCACCCCAGACCCGUGGAAGAUUUGGUCCCCCCCAAUGUUGACUCCAUGGCUACGGCCUUGCAUUGACGUGCUAGUUUCUCUACCCCCCCCCCCUCUCUCUAUUUAAGGCCUCAACACAGAGGCGUUGUUUCUCUGUGUGCCUAUGUGUGUCUCUCUCUGUGUGUCUAUGUGUCAUCUCUCUCUGUGUGUCUAUGUGUGUCUCUCUCUCUGUGUGUCUCUCUGUCAUCUCUCUCUGUGUGUCUGUGUGUGUCUCUCUCUGUGUGUCUAUGUGUGUGUGUCUCUCUCUCUGUGUCUUUCUGUCAUCUCUCUCUGUGUGUCUAUGUCUCUCUCUCUGUGUGUCUAUGUGUCUCUCUCUGUGUGUCUUUGUGUCAUCUCUCUCUGUUUAUGUGUCUGUCUAUGUGUCUCCGUGUCUCUCUCUCAAAUUGAGCAAUCUUUGGAAGAACGUUAUCAACCAGGCCACGCUCGCUUGAGCUGCUGUACCGCUCUUGUUUUCAGAAGCGACCUGCCCACAACAACAACAAGCUGUCGCUGCCUCUACAGAAGUGGUCUCAUGGAGCAAAGGCACUUGGCGUGGCUCGGUGCAAAAAGGCAACAAUGCGACCGGUGUGCAUACAGCACGGAUCAUCCUGCACAUUUCACACGGCACCAGAGAACUCACACAGGAGAGAGACCCUUCAAGUGCAGUGUGUGUGGGAAGGCGUUUGCACUUUCAUCUACUCUUGUAAAACACCAGAGAACACACACGGGAGAGAAACCCUUCAAGUGCAGUGUGUGUGGGAAGGUGUUUGCAUGUUCAGCUCAUCUUGUAACACACCAGAGAACACACACGGGAGAGAAACCCUUCAAGUGCAGUGUGUGUGAGAAGGCGUUUGCACAGUCAUCUACUCUUGUAGUACACCAGAGAACUCACACAGGAGAGAAACCCUUCAAGUGCAGUGUGUGUGGGAAGACGUUUUCACAGUUAUCUGCUCUUAUAAAACACCAGAGAACACACACGGGAGAGAAACCCUUCAAGUGCACUUUGUGUGGGAAGGCGUUUUCAGAUUCAUCUGGUCUUGUAAAACACCAGAGAUCCCACACGGGAGAGAAACCCUUCAAGUGCAGUGUGUGUGGGAAGGCGUUUUCACGUUCAUCUGAUCUUAAAAUACACCAGAGAACACACACGGGAGAGAAACCCUUCAGGUGCACUUCGUGCAGGAAGGCGUUUGCACAGUCAUCACAUCUUCAUGUACACCAGAGAACACACAAGUGUCAGAAAAUCCACCAGGAGCAACAAUGCGACCGGUGUGCAUACAGCACGGAUCAUCCUGCACAUUUCACACGGCACCAGAGAACUCACACAGGAGAGAGACCCUUCAAGUGCAGUGUGUGUGGGAAGGCGUUUGCACUUUCAUCUACUCUUGUAAAACACCAGAGAACACACACGGGAGAGAAACCCUUCAAGUGCAGUGUGUGUGGGAAGGUGUUUGCAUGUUCAGCUCAUCUUGUAACACACCAGAGAACACACACGGGAGAGAAACCCUUCAAGUGCAGUGUGUGUGAGAAGGCGUUUGCACAGUCAUCUACUCUUGUAGUACACCAGAGAACUCACACAGGAGAGAAACCCUUCAAGUGCAGUGUGUGUGGGAAGACGUUUUCACAGUUAUCUGCUCUUAUAAAACACCAGAGAACACACACGGGAGAGAAACCCUUCAAGUGCACUUUGUGUGGGAAGGCGUUUUCAGAUUCAUCUGGUCUUGUAAAACACCAGAGAUCCCACACGGGAGAGAAACCCUUCAAGUGCAGUGUGUGUGGGAAGGCGUUUUCACGUUCAUCUGAUCUUAAAAUACACCAGAGAACACACACGGGAGAGAAACCCUUCAGGUGCACUUCGUGCAGGAAGGCGUUUGCACAGUCAUCACAUCUUCAUGUACACCAGAGAACACACAAGUGUCAGAAAAUCCACCAGGAGUGGAGUUUGAAAUCAGCUUGUGAAAGUCAAAGUGCCGCAAUGAGCCCAUCCCUCAUGAAAGAAGAACCGGAAGAAAAUCCCAGCUUGGACACUUUUGAAGGUGUCAAGGUGAAAUAUGAAGACGUGAUGGUGAAGAGCGAAGAAGUGAAGGUAAAAUGUGAAGAUUCAACUCCCAAAUCGGACCUUCACAUCGAUGGAGGCAACGUGAAGCAGGAGGAGAAUUCUGACUGUGAGGCAGAGCGAGACAACUCCCAGCAGUUUGUGGAAGUGGAAGUGUGGGUGGACUUCCUCCGAGACAAUACAAAGUCAAAUGGAGACCCGGGAGAUGCGUAAGCCUUAGAACAGUGGUUCUUAACCUGGGUUCGAUCGAACCCCAGGGGUUCGGUGAGUCAGUCUCAGGGGUUCGGCGGAGGUUAAGACACACACCUGACUCGUAUGAUUGUGCACCAGUAAAACAUGUACCUAUGUUUUGAAUUUGAAAAAAUAAUUUUAUUUUUCCAAUUAAAAAGGGUUCUGUGAAUGCGCAUAUGAAACUGGUGGGGUUCAGUACCUCCAACAAGGUUAAGAACCACUGCCUUAGACGAUGCCGCUCCAAUAGAUGCACCUUUGUCACAAGCCUUUAAUGACAAGAAUGUGAAGUUGAACACUCAGUUCCUAGGUUCAACCUGCAGGGUAAGAGCGGCCAGUCUUUGUGGACCUGUGUGUUGGGUAGAUCUCUAACCAGGAGCGAAUGCCAAUAAGCUCCCAAGCAUUCUCUAUGUUCUCAUAUGCAUUUAUAUUGUGCUUGCUUAAUUGCCUCGACAAUUCGUAGUUUUGUAUCGUUUCUCGUCUCAAACACUCGAAGAGCAUCUCCAAGUAGCAGCUGCCCCUGUGUGGCACAAGGUGGUGGCCCUGCACCGGCCUGCAUGUGGACAAGAGCCUGUCAGUAGGGGGCGAUGGUUGAUGUGGCAUCUCAGUUGUGGAGUUUGUAGGUAAUGUUUAGAAUUUGAUAAAUUUUGACCCAGAUGCCAGCAUGCAAUGGCCGACUCGUUUUGAAUGGUGCAUUAGUAUGUUGUACAUACACUGUUAAGCAGACGGUGCGUAUUUUUUUUCAUUAGCUUCUUGUUAAUAGGAUGUAACCUAAUGCAGUAUAUUUCAGUGCAGUCAUUCAAUUUUGUUAACAUGCCUGUCAAUAAGUUAGAAUGAAUACUUGUAUGAUGGUGUGCGUACAUGUACCAUUUUGUCUAUAAGAGUCAAACAUUGAAUAAGUCUUGUUAGGACAAAGUGUGUGUUUUGGAAGUAACCUGUACAGAUCACUCAGGUGAGACUCAUUGUUCUUGUGGUACAGGUCAAAGGGUACUUUUGUGUUUUCAGCAAGCGUCUGCCUCUGGAGCAACUCAUUGUCUUUGAAAUAGGGAGAACACUCGGAUCAUUCAUCUGUUACAAGGCAUACCACUCAAAAGUUACACGUAGAGGAGAUACAUUCUCGACAACACGAAUUAUAAUUUUGUAUUACGUGUUGACGUAGAUAUUGUCGAAUUAGGACGAGAAAUGGUCCUUGCCGAUUAACGUCUGGAUGUUCACCACCAUGGGGUGAAGCAAGCCUGACCGCCUGCGGUGCCCCCCACAACCAUUUACGGCCUUGGGCCAGGAAAGUCACGAAGAAAAUUCACACGAACGACGCAUUCACGCAAGCACCCGAUGCUCCCUUUUGAAGUUUUAAAAUGAAACAACUUUGAAUUGUAUUAUGUUUUGAAUUGUGUUUCUUAAAUAAAAGCUGAUAUCAUUUUCCAUCUGGAAGACUUAA